GGGAGAGAGCAUGGAGGCCGAGGAGCAAAAUGGAGACGGGGGGUGAGGGCCAGGACGACGAAAUGGGCAAAGAGGAGGAGGAUGGGGACGCCGGCGUGGAAAUGGACAAAGCCCUUGAUGAAGAAGAAGAAGAGGAGGAGGAGGACGAAGACGACGAGAUCAUAGACAAAAUCGAAGACGAAGAUGGUGAGCCUGAAUCUCAUCCAUUAGAGGGGGAUGCGGACAAAGACAUCAGUGCUGAUCAGAAGAAUAAGAAGGGUGUUAAGAGACGCCGGGAGGAACAUGGAAGGGGCUACUUUGAAUUUAUUGAAGAAAGCAAAUACAGCCGGUCUAAGUCUCCUCUGCCACCUCUUGAUGAAGAAGAUGAAGGAGUUUGACGACACCUUGGCCUGCCUGGAUCCAUACAAUUGUGAUCUCAAUUUCAAAGUCUCCCGGGACAGGUAUAGCGCCUCAUCUCUUACCAUGGAGAGUUUCGCUUACCUUUGGGCAGGUGGCCGUGCCUCAUACGGUGUAAACAAAGGCCAAGCCUGCUUUGAAAUGAAGAUCACUGAGAAAAUCCGGUCAAGCAUUUAAACAG
Messenger RNA from Carassius auratus (goldfish), 577 nucleotides. Its product is annotated as heterogeneous nuclear ribonucleoprotein U-like. Lineage: Eukaryota; Metazoa; Chordata; Actinopteri; Cypriniformes; Cyprinidae. The transcript has 5 exons. The record is from RefSeq and is a predicted model, not a curated record. Bases 30 to 377 code for a protein of 115 amino acids.